UAGCGCCGUGCAGUCUACCGGCAAGUGGGUGGAGAAAUUGUUAAAGCAGAGCAAGCUGCGAGCCAUCCAGGAGGUGGAUGGCACCACCGUCGCCGUCGCCGCCGCCGCCGCGAGUGUGCGUGACCGGCGGCGGCGGGUUCAUCGCCUCGUGGCUCGUCAAGCUGCUCCUCUCCCGGGGCUACGCCGUCCACGCCACGCUCCGCGACCCGAGUGAUCCGAAGAACGCGCAUCUGAUGCAGCUGGACGGCGCGGCGGAGAGCCUGAGCUUGUUCAAGGCCGACGUGCUCGACCGCGCCGCGCUGGCCGCCGCCGUCGCGGGUUGCCAGGGCGUCUUCCAUGUCGCCUCCCCUGUGCCCGCGGAGAAGAUCGUCGAUCCUGAGUCAGAAGUCAUGGUGCCUGCCGUGAAGGGCACCUUAAAUAUUCUUGAAGUUUGUUCAUCUCUGAAGGUUCAGAAAGUUGUGGUGGUGUCAUCCACUGCUGCCGUUCAUUAUGAUCCCAACUGGCCUCAGGGUAAACCCAAAGACGAGAGUUGCUGGUCGGACAGAAAAGUAUGCAAGGAUAAUGAGAUCUGGUAUAGUCUUGCUGAAACUGUUGCUGAAGAGACAGUUUGGGAAUAUGCAGAGAAGUACAGGCUAAAUGCUGUUGCAGUAUGCCCUUGUAUUGUUCUGGGGCCACAAUUGCAAUGUGCUGUCAAUACUACAAGCGAACUCCUCCUCUAUGUCAUAACAGGAGGUCCUAAUGCGUUGAAUGACGUGCUGUGGCACAUAGUCGAUGUCCGUGAUGUGGCCGAUGCCCUGCUUCUGCUAUACGAGAAACCCGAAUCAUCCGGGAGAUAUAUCUGCGCACCAAAUUACAUUAGCACAAAGGCUUUGCUGGAGCUGCUAAAGAAGACGCACCCUGACUACAACUAUGUGAAAUGCAAGGCGGAUGCGCAGCAGAACUCUCGUAUCACGCCGAUCUCGUCGGGAAAACUGAGUAAUCUGGGCUGGAAGCCGAGGGCAUUGGAGGAGACGCUCCUGGAUAGCAUCGAAUACCACCGGAAGGCGGGAAAUCUGCAGGGUGUGGAGGGACAGACCUACCGCCUUCCUGAUAUUUUCCGUCAUUUUCAAGCUGCCGACGAAUGAGUCGAGAGCGCAGAGCGGCAGUGGCCUGUGCUUUAUAGUUAUGUCAUUGUCCUUGUGAGUGCUGAAUAUUGUGGGAAAUAGUUAAGGAUCUGCUGGGAAGUUGGUAGGAGACCAGAGAGAGUGAAGCUGCUCAUUGCCUCGCCGUCGAUUGGCUUUGGCAACACAACUUUUCGGUUCAGGAUCGUAUCUCCUGAUCUUCUGCUGUGUUGUGUCCAGAUCUCAUUGAUGAAGCAAACUGGAUUACAAAUGUUAUUGUUCAGAACAUUUUACCCUCGUCGAUAAUGAAGGGGUAGAACCCCGAUUACAUGAAUGAA
Aegilops tauschii subsp. strangulata is the source of this 1438-nucleotide messenger RNA. Its product is annotated as cinnamoyl-CoA reductase 1. Lineage: Eukaryota; Viridiplantae; Streptophyta; Magnoliopsida; Poales; Poaceae. Gene Ontology annotation, molecular function: oxidoreductase activity, acting on the CH-OH group of donors, NAD or NADP as acceptor. The record is from RefSeq and is a predicted model, not a curated record.